CUACUUAAGCCGCCGCGACACGAGCCUAUCCACCACUCCCGUCUCGUCGUCUCGUUCUCGUCUCCGAUCACUCUCCUCCUCAUCUUCGUCACGGUCUCCUCGCUUCGCUAGCUCGCUUGCUUGCUGGCUGAGCUGUGGUACGCUCGCCAUGGCGUCCUCGACGGGGGGGUUGGACCACGGGUUCACGUUCACGCCGCCGCCGUUCAUCACGUCGUUCACCGAGCUGCUGUCGGGGGGCGGUGGGGACCUGCUCGGCGCCGGCGGUGAGGAGCGCUCGCCGAGGGGGUUCUCCAGAGGCGGAGCGAGGGUGGGCGGCGGGGUGCCCAAGUUCAAGUCCGCGCAGCCGCCGAGCCUGCCGCUCUCGCCGCCGCCGGUGUCGCCGUCGUCCUACUUCGCCAUCCCGCCGGGGCUCAGCCCCACCGAGCUGCUCGACUCCCCCGUCCUCCUCAGCUCCUCCCAUAUCUUGGCGUCCCCGACCACCGGUGCAAUCCCGGCUCAGAGGUACGACUGGAAGGCCAGCGCCGAUCUCAUCGCUUCUCAGCAAGAUGACAGCCGCGGCGACUUCUCCUUCCACACCAACUCCGACGCCAUGGCCGCGCAACCGGCCUCUUUCCCUUCCUUCAAGGAGCAAGAGCAGCAAGUGGUCGAGUCGAGCAAGAACGGCGCCGCCGCCGCGUCGAGCAACAAGAGCGGCGGCGGCGGGAACAACAAGCUGGAGGACGGGUACAACUGGAGGAAGUACGGGCAGAAGCAGGUGAAGGGGAGCGAGAACCCGAGGAGCUACUACAAGUGCACCUACAACGGCUGCUCCAUGAAGAAGAAGGUGGAGCGCUCGCUCGCCGACGGCCGCAUCACCCAGAUCGUCUACAAGGGCGCACACAACCACCCCAAGCCGCUCUCCACCCGCCGCAACGCCUCCUCCUGCGCCACCGCCGCCGCCUGCGCCGACGACCUCGCGGCGCCCGGCGCGGGCGCGGACCAGUACUCCGCCGCGACGCCCGAGAACUCCUCCGUCACGUUCGGCGACGACGAGGCCGACAACGCAUCGCACCGCAGCGAGGGCGACGAGCCCGAAGCCAAGCGCUGGAAGGAGGAUGCUGACAACGAGGGCAGCUCCGGCGGCAUGGGCGGCGGCGCCGGCGGCAAGCCGGUGCGCGAGCCGAGGCUUGUGGUGCAGACGCUGAGCGACAUCGACAUCCUCGACGACGGCUUCCGGUGGAGGAAGUACGGCCAGAAGGUCGUCAAGGGCAACCCCAACCCAAGGAGCUACUACAAGUGCACGACGGUGGGCUGCCCGGUGCGGAAGCACGUGGAGCGGGCGUCGCACGACACGCGCGCCGUGAUCACCACCUACGAGGGCAAGCACAACCACGACGUCCCGGUCGGCCGCGGCGGCGGCGGCGGACGCGCCCCGGCGCCGGCGCCGCCGACGUCGGGGGCGAUCCGGCCGUCGGCCGUCGCCGCCGCCCAGCAGGGGCCCUACACCCUCGAGAUGCUCCCCAACCCCGCCGGCCUCUACGGCGGCUACGGCGCCGGCGCCGGCGGCGCCGCGUUCCCGCGCACCAAGGACGAGCGGCGGGACGACCUGUUCGUCGAGUCGCUCCUCUGCUAGUCGAGCCGAGCCGAGCCGAGCUGAGCUGGGCCCCACAUCCCCCUGCUCGCCACGUGGCGUAUUUUCGCCUCGCCGUAUACGUACGGCCGUAUAGCGUACGUAUACACGCUCGCACGCCCUGCCCAACACGGCAAUACACACAUACAUACUCUCGUACACACGUAGUAGCAUACAUAUACAGUAUAGUAGGUGGUAGUGGUAGCUAGCUAGGGAGUGAGAUCCAAUUUGUUGAUUCGUUGCAGGCCACUGCCACGUGGGCCACACCGGAAACAGUACACGCGUAUACACCACACUUGGGAUACGCGUACGUACGCACAUGUACACGUAGUUUUGUGCCUUUGUAACUGCUGAGAGACAGGUCAAAUAAGACUGAUGAAUUUUUCAUUUCUUAAAAUUCCACUCGUGUGAAUUACUAGUAGUAUAAAUAUCUAUACAUGAUGUUUUUACAAUCUGUACCGAACUGAGAAAGAGGAAAAAAAAGAGAGAGAUUUUUUUUUA
Messenger RNA from Oryza sativa Japonica Group (Japanese rice), 2110 nucleotides. Its product is annotated as probable WRKY transcription factor 26. Gene Ontology annotation, biological process: regulation of DNA-templated transcription. The record is from RefSeq and is a predicted model, not a curated record. Gene Ontology annotation, molecular function: DNA-binding transcription factor activity; sequence-specific DNA binding. Lineage: Eukaryota; Viridiplantae; Streptophyta; Magnoliopsida; Poales; Poaceae.